This is a messenger RNA of Trichoplusia ni (cabbage looper), 2147 nucleotides long. It is a transcript of the gene aos, whose product is annotated as protein giant-lens. The coding region runs from base 304 to 1137 and encodes 277 amino acids. The transcript is spliced from 4 exons. The record is from RefSeq and is a predicted model, not a curated record. NCBI's taxonomy places the organism in Eukaryota, Metazoa, Arthropoda, Insecta, Lepidoptera, Noctuidae.
AUUUAAAUGUUUUCAAAGAAACACAGCCGCGGCAAAUUGUGAGGAAAGCUUCAAGAAUCAAGUGUGAGCGGUCGCAGUCGGAGGUGGUUAUACCGGGCGCGUAGGCUAAGUCGUACCUGCCUCGGCGCGCUUGCCGCCAGUCCGAGCUUGCCCGACCACAACGCGACACUGCACGCGACCCGAACACGCACCGACAUCGAAUAUCGAACACCGUUCACAAUUCGAACACUUUUCAAGUUUUAAACAAUUCGAACGUUACAACUGACAGUUACUUUUUAUUUGUUGUGUACUUGUGAAGCGAACAUGCAUGUGUUAACCCCCUUGCUGCUGGCGUGGGCACUUUGCGGGGUCCGUGGAGUGAUCAGAACGCCGCUGGAAGCCUUCAGGCCCUCGGGAGAGAUUCACUUGAGGAGGCCAGAUAAGCUGCCAUUUUUACCACACAAGAGAAUACCACUGCCAUCGAAGAGUGAUCUCAAGAUACUAUACCAGACCGGGGGUUCCGAAGAAGACCUACCAGCGUGCCGGCCGCGCCAGGUCUGCAGUAAAGUAGACUUGUAUGACGCGACGCAGCCCUGGAUCGAGAGAAAGUGUCGCUGUUUGGGACAUAGACCUUGUUCAAGUGAUUUAACGGGCGAUGACAACCACACACUGUCAGACAAGACAACGUUAUACAAGACUUGUGAGCCAGUGAAGCGUCUCCCAAAAUGCCGUUACUUCAAGGAUGCUGCUUGGAUCAUCUACUCGUUUCCCGACAGCAAUGCGACCCAGCAGAUCGUCAACUGUCACUGUCCGAAGUUCUCGGUCACGUACCUAUUGAAGAAGCUGCCGUACACGACACCUAGCGGGGAGCCGGGGAACCAGUACCAGUUCGCGUGUUCGCCGCAAAGCAGGCUACGUUGUUCACGAAAAGAGCCUUGCAAGUUAUUCAGCGCGAGGAGACGACAUGAACAAAUCGACGAGGUGAAUGCUAACACCAUCUGCCAGUGCCCUCGCGGCCACACCUGCCCACGCCACCACACGGAGACCGGCGUACUGGCCGGCAUCACGUACGCCGCCGAGGACAUCCGCACCUACCACGGCUACUGCAUGCCCGAGCCCCCGCCCGACGCAUACAGAUUCGUAGGAGAUAAGGAUUGAAUCUAACCACCAACAACCCUCAACAAGUGUGAUUCAGCUGGAAAUGUACUUAAAACUGUACAUUGAACGCGCUCCACAGCUUCAACGAGCACAACAAAGUUUGCUUUGCUCAUUACCUGUUUAGUACAAAAGUGAUAAGCAUGUUUGGUUUUAAAAGAAUGACUAAUUUGUUAUAAUUUAAUGGCAGUGAUGUCUGCAUCGUGGUCUCGGAUACCGAUACCGUUUAUGUUUGUUAAUGCGUACACUAGUCUACGUGACACGAUCAAAUGUACGAACAAUAUGUAAGCUUCGAUAAUGUACAACGAUAUUUAAGUGAUACAGAUACUGUAAAUACCUUAUUUAAGUACUUUGUAUUACGCACUGUUUCUGUUAUAAUCAUGUAAAUAAUCUUAGCGUAAGUCGAAUCAUUCCAAACGUUUAGUUUAAAUUAUUAUUUUUCAUAUUUUAAUUAUUUACUUGCCAUACUUACGUAGUUUGUUGCGUUUGUUCCGCGUCUUCCAUUCCAGUCAAGAAGACAAAGUUAUGUUCAUUGUUUUGUUUGUUUUAACAAAUUGUGUAAUAAUAUUGUUUGUUAUACGAAAGCGAGUUAUUUGAUAGCCAUAUAUUAAGGUUGUAAGUUUUAAAUUACAUUUUAAAUAUCUUAUUGAAUUUGGUUUCAGUAUCGUCUGAUACCGAAAAGUUGAAUUUGCUGAUUGUAAACGAGAAUGAGUGUGUGAGGAUUGUAGUGCUAAAACUUAAAAUGUAUAGUUUUAAUAAAGCAUCUAUGGAUUAAUACCAGUGACGAAAUGUUUUAUAAUAUUAUUGGCGAUCGUUUUCUCUAGCUAGAGUUUUGUAGAUGACGAAAUCUAGGAGUUUGAAUAGCGCUGUAUUUAUGUAAAUAUGAUAGAAUGUUGGUGUUUGUAUGAUACCUGCGAUGUGGUAUGUCUUCCUUUAUUUGUUUUAUUAUGUAUAGGUAUACAAUAAGUUAAAUUAUUGAAAGAAAGUGAAUAAAUGUUUCGAUAUCAAUUUUA